AUGAGUUACGAAUCGUUGUUGUUGACCUUAUUAAUUCCAAGUCCAUCAUCUCCUGGGAAAGACAUAGAUGUAUUCAUGAGACCGUUAAUUGAUGAACUGAAACAGUUGUGGGAGACGGGUGUUGAAACCCGAGAUGCCUACAACGGAACUGUGUUUUCAAUGCGUGCGGUAGUGUUGUGGACAAUAAAUGACUUUCCUCCUUAUGCUCUAAUGUCUGGUUGGAGCACAAAAGGGUAUAUGGCGUGUCCCACUUGCAAUGAACAUACUCCUUCCAUUGGCCUAAAUAGUAAGAUUGGAUAUGUUGGCCACAGACGCUUUCUCGAAAUGAGUGAUCCGAGAAGGAGAAGCAAAAAGUACAAUGGUAAGCCUGAGAAGAGAGCACCACCUCCUGUAUUGACGGGGGAUGAUAUUUUAUCUCAAUUAGACCGAAUUCCAUUGACUUUGCCUGGAAAACACAAACAGUUCGGGGGUGUGAAACGGAAGCGUUCUAGUGAAGAGCUCAAUUGGUCUAAAAAAAGUAUUUUUUUUGAGCUUGAGUACUGGAAGUCAAAGUCCUUACGACAUAAUCUUGAUGUAAUGCACAUUGAGAAAAAUGUGUGUGAUAGCUUAGUAGGUACUCUUCUAAGUAUCGACGGGAAGUCAAAGGAUACCGACAAGGCGAGAAUGGAUUUGCAAGACUUGCAAAUACGACGAGAGUUGUGGUUGUAUGAAGACCGGAACGGGAAGUGGAAGAAGCCUCCAGCUAGUUACACACUUAGUGUUCAAGAACGGAUUGAAUUUGCAGACUUCAUAAAGUCUGUACGAUUUCCUGACAGUUUUGCAGCAAACUUAGACAAAAAUGUCAACUUGGAUACGGGCAAGAUUUCCGGGCUCAAAUCACAUGAUUGUCAUGUGUUGUUACAAUGUUUACUACCGGCAGGAAUCGUGCCGUCCGAAGGCUCUAUUGCUGAAUCUUUUGUGGUUAAUGAGGCAUUAACCUUUUGCUCAAUGUACUUUCGGGAAGUGGAAACUCGAUUCAACCGUCCUGACCGGAACAAUGACAUUGUCCAAAACAUGCCAACUCGACAAUUUUCUGUAUUCAAGCAUGUUGGUCGACCCCUCGGUAUGAGGACAGUCGACACCUUACCCAUGCAAAGCAAGCGUAAGGCGGAGUGGUACAUUUUGAACAAUUGCACAGAGGUUGAACCGUAUAUCAAUGAGCACAAGGAGUUGCUUCAAGCAAGGGGUGUAGGCAAUAUUGAGACAGUGCAAGAGACUGAUUUCCCUGAAUGGUUCAAAACUCAAAUUAAUGAACUACGGUUGACCAACCAGGGUGCAGUGUCAGAUGAGUUGUAUGCUAUCGCUAACCCAGCGAAUACAGCAAUUUAUUUUUAUCCAGGGUGCAUAGUGAACGGUAUUAAAUUUUUGGUCAAGGAAAGGGAUGAUAACCGCAAAACACAGAAUAGCGGUGUCAUGGUCCCCGGUGAAGAUGGCCAAAAUUUUUACGGCACACUUGAAAAAAUUAUGGAGUUCACUUAUUUGAAAGAUUGCAGUGUUCUCUUAUUUUUUUUGUAA
Molecule: messenger RNA, 1554 nt
Organism: Cannabis sativa
Lineage: Eukaryota; Viridiplantae; Streptophyta; Magnoliopsida; Rosales; Cannabaceae
Exons: 4
Coding region: 1-1554 (517 amino acids)
Source: RefSeq, a predicted model, not a curated record